Messenger RNA from Loa loa (African eye worm), 261 nucleotides. RefSeq lists its product as hypothetical. Lineage: Eukaryota; Metazoa; Nematoda; Chromadorea; Rhabditida; Onchocercidae. Bases 1 to 261 code for a protein of 86 amino acids. The transcript is spliced from 3 exons. The record is from RefSeq and is a predicted model, not a curated record.
AUGUGCUUUGAACCUGAGGAUAGUACGGAGGAUGCUGCUGGUGCUACAGACGAGGAAACUGUUGGUAUUACAGAAGUGGAUGCUGUCGUUACGGAUGAUGGCACUGAUUCCUCCUGGGAAAACAGUGAUGGAUUACUCUUGGUUAUUAUUGUUGCUUUUAAACUGCAGUUGCAUUCUUGUCGUAAUUUCGAUCCAUAUUCUCCUUUGUUGCAUUAUUUGGAACCAUACAUAGUUUGGAUAAAUUUUCGACUUUUAAAAUAA